GCUCACGAGGCCUAUGAUUAGCCGGUAGGAGUCCGGCAGAAGCCACUAUUGGUUCGUGGAAGCGGUGUCUUCUGGGAAUUGUAGUCUUACAGUGGUCUCUGCGCAGGCGCAUCGCUCACGGGCCAUUCCAGAGGCAGCAGCUGGGAGGCAGUUCCGAGGUGCUCUUAGCCAGGUGUUGAGCUGCAGUCAACAAGACUCGCUUCCUGGUGCUGACAUGCAUUCAGCUCCCCAAGUGAAGAUCCCAGCUAGAGAGAUGGUGUCGCUUAAUAAGAAGUCCGUGACGUUCAAGGAUGUUGCUGUGGAUUUCACCGAGGAAGAAUGGAGACGCCUGAACCCUGCUCAGAGGCAGCUGUACAGGGACGUGAUGCUGGAGAACUACAGAAACCUAAUUUUUCUGGAUGGGGAGACUAAUCCUGAAACCAAGGAAUUGACUCCAAAACUAGACAUGACUGUGGAAGGGUUGUCCCUGCAAAGCUUCACAAAGAUUACUCCCCAUGACCACAGAUUGGGAGAUACCUGGGAAUAUGAUGUCAAGUUUGAGGGAAAACAGGACAAGCCAGAGAAAGAUUCCGUACAAGUAACAGUCACCCAAAGAAGAGUUCCUAAUAAACUGAGGGACCACGAAUAUAACAAAUUUGGAAGAAGCUUCAAUCUCGGGUCAGUCCUUGUUCCACCCCAGAAAAUUCCUAUGAAAAAGAGUUUGCGUAAAUAUACUCCAUAUGGAAGAAGCUUCAAACAGUAUUCCAACUUGAUGAAAUGUAGUAGAAUCUCCUCUGAGACUUGUAAGGGUAAUGAGUCAGGCAAAGCCCUCUGUUACUAUUCAGACUUUUAUCAAAAUCAUAGAGUACAGAUGGGGAAAAAAGCUUAUAAAUAUAAUGAAAGUGAAAAGGCAUUUAGCCAGAACAUACACAUCACUCAGAAUCAGAGAAUUAGUCCUGGACAAAAGUCCUAUACAUGUUAUGAACCUGGUCAGGUCUUCACCCAUGACCCAUCCUUCACUACACAUCUGAAAGUCCAUAUUGGAGAGAAACCUUAUAAAUGUAAUGACUGUGGGAAAAUCUUUGGCUACAUUUCAUCCCUUAUUAAUCAUCGGAGAAUACAUACCGAAGAGAAGCCCUAUGCGUGUAAUUUCUGUGGAAAGUCUUUCAGAGACAGGUCAUACCUUACUCAACAUCAGAGAAUUCACACUGGAGAGAAACCCUAUAAGUGUGAUGAAUGUGGAAAAGUAUUUAUUCGAGGUACACAUCUUACUCGACACCAGAGAAUCCACACUGGAGAGAAACCCUAUCAUUGCAAUGAAUGUGGAAAAGCCUUCAAUCAGAGCACACACCUUAUUCAGCAUCAGAGAAUUCAUACUGGGGAGAAACCCUAUAAAUGUAACGUAUGUGGAAAAGCCUUCAGCCAGAGCGCUUACGUUGUUCAACAUCAGAGACGUCACACGGGAGAGUAUCCCCAUAAGUGUGACGAAUGCGGGAAAGCCUUUAGCCAAAGAUCAUCUCUUAUUGAGCAUCAGAGAAUCCAUACUGGAGAGAAACCCUGUGUGUGCAGCGAAUGUGGCAGAGCUUUUAGGAGUUACCCAUCUCUUACUAAACAUCAGAGGAUUCAUACCGGAGAGAAGCCCUAUUUGUGUAAUGAAUGUGGGAAAGCCUUUAGCCGAAGUGCUUACCUUACUCAACAUCAAAGGAUUCAUACUGGAGAGAAGCCCUUUAAUUGUAUUGAAUGUGGGAAAAGCUUCAUCCGGAGUGCACACCUUAUUGAACACAAAAGAAUUCAUACUGGAGAAAAACCCUAUGAAUGCAGUGAAUGUGGAAAAGCCUUCAGCAAUCGCUCAUCUGUCACUAAACAUCAAAAAAUUCACAUUCAAGGAAAACACUAUGAAUGCUGUGAGUGUGGAAAUACUUUUAUUAACAAAUCAUUACUUAUUCAACAUCGAAAACUCCACAUUGGAAAGCAAUUGUAAAUACAGACUAUGGGAAAAUUUCAGCCACAGCAACCAUUAACUAUGUAUAUUCAUGAGAGAAUUCACAUUGGCAGAAAUCUCCAUCGAUGAAAUGAAUAUUGGAUAGGCUUCCGAUGCAGAUAAUCAUUUGAAAAUUCAGACUAGAGAAUAAUCGUGGGAUUCUAAAGGUUUAUGAUCUUGUUGAUGUGGGUACUUUUUCUUCCUGAUGUAGAUGUUACUCUCUUCCUACUUUAAUACAGUUUAUAUGAUAGAAAGAACCUCAUUUGUAUAGUCAGGAUUUUGCUCAGUCAUUUUCAGUCAUGUCUGCUACUUCAUGACCCCACUUGGGUUUUCUGGGGAAAAAAGAAUAUGUGGCUUCAAAUCCCAGUUCUUCUAUUUUCUGUUUUCAUGACCUUCAGCAAUCCCUUCCCCCCUCUGAGCCUCAGUUUCCCCACAUGAUGGGGGUGGAUUAGAUGAACUCUUUAAGGUCCCUUGAAGGUCUAAAUUCUGUGAUCCUAUGAAUUGUCAUGGUCAAAAAACAAAUUACCUGCUGUCAAGCUUCUGGUGAUGACCCUGCUUAUGCUUAAGUAGACUGGUCCUUGGAUUGCAGACCCACCUUGGAUCACAUGGUUGUCCCCUACUCAAAGGAAUUCCAACUUAGUCAGAGCUGCCAAAGCUUGUGUUCCUCUGGUGUGUCUAUCCAGGGUCACCUCCACCUCACGCUGAGUCACCAGAGUAGGAUGUACGUAUUACCAUCCUGAUGUAUCGGGGAGAGGAUUGGUGGAAGUGCAAUGGUAAUAACACUCUGGGAGAAACUUCACCUCAGUUGUUUGUUUUUUACUUGUAAAAAUGUUUUGAGUGGUUGUCAGGUCUCCCUUAUAAUCCCUGUGGCUUCCGUGUCAUAUCUCUAUAUAUAAUGCUACUUUUAUUUCAGGUUUGUGUCACCAUUUGCUUGGACGAUUGUAAUGACUGUCUUAUCUGGUCUUCCAGCCUCUAGUGUCUUCCUCUGCCAAAAACUCGUUUUCCCAUGGCUUAGAACUGAAGCUUAAGAAGCUUCAAUGUCUCCUUAUUGCCCCUGAGAGCAAAUACAAAUUUACCCUGAUAUUUAAGGUCGUCCUCAGUGUGGCUCUAACCUACUUUUUCCCGCUUUAUACCAGUGUUCAUUCUAUCUACUCUUUUAUUUCUUCCCUUUAUACACUGUAUGGACACAUGACACUUUAGAAACUUCCAUUUCUUUCUCCUGACACUCAAUACUGUCUCCUACAUCUGGAAUAUACUAUUUUCCCAGCUUCUUUAAAAAUAACUCAGGGGCAGCCACCUCUGGAAAACUUUUUGGAUCUUUCCAACUGAAAAUGCCUUUUUCCUCCUCUAAAGUUCUCUAGAGCUCAAAUGAGGUCUUCUGAUUGAAUGUAGAGCUCACAAAGUAAUGAUUUAUUAUCACUAAAUGUUUGAUUCAUAUACAUGUUUGAUGUACCUGUAUAUCUGGGGUCGUGGAAAAUGUCUUGGGUGAAAAGGGGUCACGAGUGGAAAAAAUCCUGUUCUAGAGUACUUUAUCCUUGACUAUCUAAAUCUCAUUCUACCCAGUCUCUAGCAGAAUGCAAACUUUGAGUAUAGGAACUUUGGGUUUUUUCCCCUUUUACUCUCUAGCACCUCAGUGCCUUACACAAUGCCUUGCACAUAGCAGGUGGUGCUUAAUAAAAUUUAGUUGAGUUGA
This is a messenger RNA of Antechinus flavipes (yellow-footed antechinus), 3653 nucleotides long. Its product is annotated as zinc finger protein 883-like. The transcript is spliced from 4 exons. NCBI's taxonomy places the organism in Eukaryota, Metazoa, Chordata, Mammalia, Dasyuromorphia, Dasyuridae. The coding region runs from base 215 to 1960 and encodes 581 amino acids. Gene Ontology annotation, biological process: regulation of transcription by RNA polymerase II. The record is from RefSeq and is a predicted model, not a curated record. Gene Ontology annotation, molecular function: RNA polymerase II cis-regulatory region sequence-specific DNA binding; DNA-binding transcription factor activity.